This is a messenger RNA of Vanrija pseudolonga, 971 nucleotides long. RefSeq lists its product as uncharacterized. Bases 320 to 886 code for a protein of 188 amino acids. The record is from RefSeq and is a predicted model, not a curated record. Lineage: Eukaryota; Fungi; Basidiomycota; Tremellomycetes; Trichosporonales; Trichosporonaceae. The transcript has 3 exons.
CGGCUUUACACUCGCCGCUGGCAACUGCCGUCGACCAUUCUAGUGACACAUGGCAUGUUCGGCGUCGUAUUCCAACAAUCCCCGUUCACGCUGCAAUCUUGGAUAAAUACUUUGCUGCUCCUUCUCAACCCCUUAUCUCGUUCCAUUGCCUGACAAAAAACGUAGCGGCGACAACGACGACGCUACUUCCGACAUCAUACUCCCCUAUCCAGCUGUUUGUGCAGCCCGCCGAGUGGCCAACUCUUGCCUUCGCGCCCCAGCGGCCUACGUCCCAUCCCGCAUCACAUCUCGCUCCCACACGACGACGAGCUCAAGCGCCAUGACCGACACGAGCAACUCUACCCCAGCGACGUCCGCGCACACCGCGGCCGAGACUGCGUUCAAGUUCAAGGGCGACUUUAGAGCCUGGAACGCCAUGUCCAGCCAUAUGCGCGGCUUCCACAACUACUUCAAGUACGAGUUUGACAACGUUUACAAGCAAGCCGACGGAGGUUUCAAGGAAGAGGGCCACUCGUUGCCCCAGUUCCUGCGCGAGGCCGGCAGCUUGUCGCAGUCCCUCAUCAACCAUCACGCCCUGGAAGAAAACUACAUCUUCCCGGCUCUGGCCAAGAAGAUGCCGGAGCAGUUUGGCCCCCAUGGUCUAGAGAAGGAGCAGCACAAGCACAUCCAUGAUGGCCUCGAGUCCUACGAAGGCUACAUCCACUACGCCCGCUCCCACCCCGAACAGUACGACGGCAAGAAGCUGCGAGCCAUCAUGGACAAAUUCCGCGACGUCCUGUACGCCCACCUCGACGACGAGGUGCGCGACCUCGGCGCCGAAGCCCUCCAAAAGGCAGGCUUCACUCUGGACGAGCUUAGACGUGUGCCCCUGUGGCCCCGCUUCUAGCCGCGCCGAGACAAUCAUUUGUAACAACCUUUAUAGCAUAGACAUCCUGUAUCCUAGAAGUUGCAUGCAAACAAGAAUCGGCCGU